This is a messenger RNA of Bubalus bubalis (water buffalo), 2661 nucleotides long. It is a transcript of the gene C14H20orf204, whose product is annotated as chromosome 14 C20orf204 homolog. Bases 1760 to 2500 code for a protein of 246 amino acids. Lineage: Eukaryota; Metazoa; Chordata; Mammalia; Artiodactyla; Bovidae. The record is from RefSeq and is a predicted model, not a curated record. The transcript is spliced from 5 exons.
CAACUCUCCAAGGCUUUUUGGAGAUGGAGGCAGGAACUUGUGUUCUGGGUAAAAGCUGUGUGUGGGAACAGUAAGGGCCCAGCUGGCCAGGUGACCCCAGUGCCCCUGCAUGUGCAGGUCUUCUCCCGCCCCAAGGGGGUCUGUGCCUCCUGUCCCCCAGCAGCAGGCUGUGUGCACCCCAGGAGGGUGACUUUACUGAGUGCUGUUGGGCCUGGCCCCUGAGGUUCUACCACAGGACGGUGAAAAGGCCCUCGGCAUGUGAGAGGGUCACUCCCAUUGGCAGGGGAGUUAAUUUUUGCUAAUUUGUAGUUAGUGAUUUUUACCCUAAAGCUUUUGGACCCAUUCUUUCUCUGGACGGAAAAUGCACUGGUUACCUGGAGACUUGAAUAUGCUUCCACCAUGUGAGGACAGGAGGUUUCCUUGGGCUCUGGAUCCCUGGGUUUGUGUCCAGUUGGAAAUUAGCCAGCUCUCUGGGAAGGGGGUGUGUUGGCUAUGGGUGGAGGCAUCUAGCUGGAGGUCAAGGGUGGUCCAGAGGCAGUGGGCAGAUUGUCACCUGUAGGGACAAGAAGGGUGGCUGGCCGUUGUUCCCACACAUUCUUGUAAGAAGUGAUCCCAGAGGGGCUUCUCUGCCUCGUGUUGGAGUUAGUCACUGACCUGUGGCUGCCGAGGGUGUGGGGCACGCCCUCCCUGUGAACACCUAGGGCGCGGGCGUCUGCCUGUAGAGGACAGACCUUGCUGGGUCCAGCCCGGGGCAGGAUCAGACUGUCCCUGUGUGGGCUCAGGAAGUGCUGGUGCCUCAGGGUGGUCUGAGACUGGAAAUCCUUCCUGUCCUCUGUGAGGCCAGUCUGGACAGCCGUGGGGAGGUUCCUGGGUGUCUUCACUGAGCCUCUGGAGUUUCCUUCGGUCAUUUUUGGAGGAAGUGGGAGGGGUCCUGCCCGUUGCCCUUCUAAGAGCUUGAAACCCAGCCUGUCCCUCCACAGAUGUGGAAACUGAGGCCCAGGCUGUGCCCACAGGCAGCUGGAGCUCUCAGUUGGGUGUGGCUUCUCCUGGACACUUCCUUUGACUUCAGGUCAGGUGAGACCUCCUGCUGGGCUGGAGGGUUCCAGAGCAUCUGAUAGCAUGUGCAAAUGUCUUUCUCAUUUGCCUGGGGGUCGUUUUCUCAACGCCUUGGGGUGGUGGUGAAACUGCUUUUCUCCCUGGGGAAAACAUAGCUUUUCUUCCACUGACAUGUUUCAGUUCCAGCUCAAGGCUGAGUUCCUCGGCUCCCCUUGUUCUGAAGCACUCCUGGGGGCAGGGCAGGAUGGUGUCCACAGGCUGCCCGGCAGGGUGCUAUGGUCCAGCUUCCUGCAAGGUGGUUUGGGCGAGUGGCCAUGAGCUUCCCCAGGGAAAGACCCCUUUGACCCAGGAGGGAUGAGCAGCAGGAGGCAUCUCGGCUGAGCGCUGGGCCAGCGAGGUGCUGGGAAGUCCCCUUCCUGGGACCUGCUGGGGCAGGACCCCCGGACGUCAGGGUGGAGGAGCUGGGGGCUGGGCGGGUGAAGUUCUGCUCACCUGGUCCUGCUGGUGUUCAGGUUCCUGGAAGAGACAGCACCUGCUGACCACCAAGGAAGGUCCUGGAGGAGGGUGCUGCCAGGCCCCUGCCUCUCCUGGCUCCCCUUCCCUGCCAGCUGGGCCCCACCCUGCUCCGUGCCCACCUAGCACCCUGCCCCUGCCUUGGCGGAGGAGAUCUCCCCGGUCGAUGGCUUAAUCCAAGAUCCACUGGAUGGGAAGACAGCCCUCUAGGGCUGGGCUUCAGGGUCAGGGGAGCUCUGUUGGCCGGGUUCGGAACUGGACCUGGAGUGGCAGCCGCACUCCCCACCUGAGGACCCCAGGAUCAUGUCCGAGGUCCCCUGGCGGGAGUGAGGGAGAGCCUGAUCCUGAGAGGCCCAUGGGGCCUCCCAAGCCCGCGCUCUGGGCGCUCCUGCUGGUGCUGUUGGGGGCUGCUCCGGGCUGGGCCGGGAUCGGUGCCUGCAGCGUCCCCGACGUGCUUCACCACUACCGCGCGGUUAUCUUCGAGGACCUGCAGGCCGCGGUGAGGUGGACCAGACCAAGGGUCGAAGGGGCUGGACCAGGCUUCAGACACCAUUUCAUUCAGAAAAACCUGACUGGAGACGCGGUCUCCCGACGGCGGGGCCGGGUGGGAGUCUCAUGUGGUGCCCAGAAGGAGCACAGUAUCCUACUGUCCAUCGUGGCCCUGGGUCGGACCCUACGUGGGGCGGUGGCUGGGGGCCGCCGUGGGGCUCUGGAGAAGGCGGCGUGGACUGUGGCGGUGCGCACUGAGGCGGUGAUGCGACGCCACUGCCGGAAGCUGCGCCAGCGGAGCUGGCGGCCGGAGACGCGCCCUUCCCGGCGUCCGGGCGGCCGGAGGCGGCUCCUGCUGCGCGCCCUGGACGCCGUCGCCACCUGCUGGGAGAAGCUGUUUGCGCUGCGCGCCGCGGCCACCGACGGCUCCUGGGGUUCCUAGCACCCCGAGCGUGCGGGGCUGAGAAAGAGCCCCUCCCUCGCCGCGGCCCGCACUCUUCCCAGGGCCUGGGAUUGGAGGCAGUGCCCGCCUGGCGAGCUGGUCCCGGAAGGGGCCCGCCCUCUGCUCCAAGCAAGGCCCCAAUAAACUGAGCUGGUGCUGCG